AUGGCAGCAGUUACAUCCAGCUUGUCUAAAGAUCAGGAGAAGGAGCUCCUCUCUCUCUUUGGCCACGUCAAACUCCAUCUGCUCCACAAAGCCAGCAUCCAUGGGUUCACAGCUGCUGCAUUCCACAGCCACUGUGACCAACAAGGCCCCACCAUUAUUGUGGCUUAUAAUGCUGCUGAAUUCAUAUAUGGUGCUUACACCUCCAAGCAUUACACCCAGGGUGGAGAUAAUAUCAGUGAUGACAAGGCUUUUCUCUACAGCAUCAGUAAGAGAAACAAACCAAUGAGGCUGUCAGGUAUAAGCGGCCAGUGUGCUUUCACUGAUGGAGGCACAGGCCCGAAUUACGGUGCUCUGGUGUUCUUACAUGAUGACAAACCUGCAGUACAGUCCAAUCCAGGCACAGGCUUCAUCUUUCAGGCUCCAGAGAUGCAUGGAAAUGACUUGGCACUGACAGAGUUUGAAGUGUAUCGAGUUGAAGAGCUUGGAGAUCGCCUGCCCAAGCCCUGGAGGACCAUUGAAUGGACAGCUGAACAGAAACAGAAACUGAUGAAGGCCAUCCUGAACUAUAGGCCUCACAUCAAAACAGUACAUCAAGCACGCGUGUUGUUGGUGGGCCCAGUUGGAGCUGGUAAGUCCAGCUUCUUCAACUCCAUCAGCUCAGCAUUUCGAGGCAACAUGACAUCCCAGGCCAUAGCUGGCACAGGAGGGACGAGUGUGACCACUCAGUUUCGCACCUACAGUAUCAAGGCAGGGAAAGGCGGUGGAGUUGUUCCUCUGAUCCUCUGUGACACAAUGGGGAUAGAGGAAAAUGGUGGUUUGGACAUUGAGGACAUGGUCAACAUCUACAAAGGUCACAUCAAAGAUCGCUGCCAGUUUAGUACAGCUGGGCCUCUUCCUCCAGAUGCUCCUGGCUAUAAAAAGCAUGUGACUCUGAAUGACAUGAUUCACUGUGUGGUUUAUGUGGUUGACACCUGCAAGGUCUCUGUUCUCAGCCAAAAAAUGCUGGACAAGCUUACUGCCAUCCGGAAAAAGACUAAUCAGCUAGGAAUUCCUCAGGUUUUGUUGAUGACUAAAGUAGACGAGGCCUGUCCACUGGUAGCAGAAGACUUGAAGAAUGUUUAUCACAGCUUUUACAUCCAGAAGAAGGCACAUGAGUGGAGUGAGUCUCUGGGCAUCCCGUUGUCCUGUGUGAGGCCAGUGAAGAACUACAGUGAGGAGCUGGACCUGGACCAGGACACUGACACUCUGCUGUUUAGUGCUGUUCAGCACAUGCUGAACUUUGCAGACAGCUUUUUUGAGAACCAGGUUGAGAAUCAAGAGGAGAAUGAUCAGACGGAGCUCUACAGAUCCAGUGAUCAUCCUCAUCCCAUUUUUGUGGAACAGAAAGAACAUCACAUCAUUUGA
This is a messenger RNA of Archocentrus centrarchus (flier cichlid), 1404 nucleotides long. RefSeq names its product interferon-induced protein 44-like. The record is from RefSeq and is a predicted model, not a curated record. Gene Ontology annotation, molecular function: GTP binding. The transcript has 7 exons. NCBI's taxonomy places the organism in Eukaryota, Metazoa, Chordata, Actinopteri, Cichliformes, Cichlidae. Gene Ontology annotation, biological process: immune response. Bases 1 to 1404 code for a protein of 467 amino acids.